UCGAGGGCUGCCGUGCCGUGGUGUCGCGUCGCGCAGUGAUGAAGGCAGAGGGAGCGAGGAUGCGAUGGUCUGUUUGAAAUAAGCUGCAGCCGCUCUCGUUCCUCCGCUCGCCUGUGGCAUCGCCCCGAAUGUGUUCACUUCCAAGUCGUUGUCAGCCUUUGUUGUUUUUUUUGUUAUCGCUCUUAAAUGUUAAGCUUCAAUGAAGGAUGGACCCUGACGAUGUGACAAUCAGAGAGCAAAACUUUCACAGCCAGGUCCGGGAGUACAUUAUUUGCUUCCUUUUGUUUACCAUUCUUUACACGAUCUCCUACUUCAUUAUCACCAAAUACAAGAGGAAACCAGAUGAUCAUGAGGAUGAAGAUGCCAUUGUGAACAGAAUUUCGUUGUUCCUCUGCACGUUUACCUUGGCAGUUUCAGCUGGUGCAGUCUUGUUGUUGCCAUUUUCUAUCAUCAGCAAUGAGAUCCUGCUUUCUUUCCCACAAACUUACUACAUACAAUGGCUAAAUGGGUCAUUAAUUCGCGGUCUAUGGAAUCUUGUAUCACUUUUCUCCAACCUUUCUUUAUUUGUGCUGAUGCCUUUUGCCUACUUUUUCUUGGAAUCUGAAGGAUUUGCUGGAUCAAAAAAGGGAAUCAAAGCACGAAUUCUUGAGACUCUGGUCAUGCUUAUUCUUCUUGGGCUCCUUAUUUUGGGUAUAGUUUGGGUGGCUUCUGCCUUGAUCGAUAACGAUGCUGCCAGCAUGGAAUCUUUGUAUGAUCUUUGGGAAUUUUAUCUUCCCUAUUUGUAUUCCUGCAUCUCGUUGAUGGGUGGUUUACUGUUAUUGCUGUGCACUCCGGUUGGUCUCUCCAGAAUGUUUACAGUUAUGGGGCAGUUGCUUGUGAAGCCAACGAUUUUAGAGGACCUGGAUGAACAAAUCUAUUGCGUUGGCCUUCAGGAGGAAGCACUGAAAAGAAGAUUUAAUGGUGCUUACAUGACAUCCUACUUAAAAUAUAACUCUGAGGAUCUUGAACAGGAAUUAGAUCGUGUAAGAAGCAAGAAAUCAAAGCUUGAGCGUCGCAAGAAAGCUUCUGCAUGGGAAAGGAAUUUGGUUUAUCCUGUUGUCAUGCUGAUACUAUUGUCUGGAAUGGCCAUCUCUGUCCUCCUGGUUGCUUUCAAUAUCCUUGCUCUGUUGGUUGAUGAAACGGCAAUGCCAAAAGGAUCGCAGGAACUAGGCCUUGGAAAAGCCUCUCUGUCUGCAUUUGGGUUUGUUGGUGCGGCGAUUGAAAUCAUCCUGAUUUUCUAUCUGAUGGUCUCCUCUGUCGUCGGCUUCUAUAGCCUCCGGUUCUUUGCAGACCUCGCUCCCACAAAAGAUGACACAACCAUGACAAAGAUCAUUGGAAAUUGUGUAUCAAUAUUGGUUCUUAGCUCAGCAUUACCUGUUAUGUCAAGAACUUUGGGAAUCACCAGAUUUGACCUACUUGGAGACUUUGGAAGGUUUAAUUGGCUUGGCAACUUUUACAUUGUAGUCUCAUACAAUCUGUUAUUUGCUGUGGUGACGACUUUAUGCCUGAUUAAAAAAUUUACAUCUGCUGUAAGAGAAGAACUGUUUCAAGCUUUAGGUCUGAAUAAUUUACAUCUUUCAAAUUGGACGCAAGAUACAGAGAAGGUCCUGCAUUCUGCAAAUGGACAUCAAAAAUCGUUCUGAGAAGCGAUAUCUGGCAAAUUAAAGACAAUUUUAAGUGUGCAGAGAGGAGGGAGGGGGAAGCAAAGGAUUCAGCUAUAUGACAUUCCACUCCACCCAUCUUGAGUCUUAAUGGUCAUUUAUUUUCAGCUGCAAUGAAGAAUCAAGGAAGGGUUCAGUUGUGAGAAAAUUCAAACUUGGACACGCGCAGGAAGUAAAUGUCUGGGACUCCAUGCUUUGCCAUCAAAUUCUGAAUACUACUGAAUAUGUUUGGCUUGGACUGUGAUGCAGCAUUCAGAGUAACCACUACAAAUCAUCCUAUUACGAUUUGGGAUCCUUUCGGGAAUGAUUGGUCUGUCAGUCACUGAAACAUUAGUGUAACCGGCUCCUGGACUGCUUCUGGAAAUGUCUUUACAACAAAUGUGCUCUUGCAGAGAUCCUUGGAAUUCUGGCUGUUCUGUUGAUAUUGUGGAGCUGUUGCCAUUUACUGCUUUAGAACCGAAUCUACAAUAUUUCAGCUGAUCCAACCUAGACUCUAUGCUAAUUUUGGUCCCGUUCACAUUCUUUAGCUCUAUACAGCAGUAUAAGCUUUAGCAGAAAGAAAAUCUAUUUUGUUUGUUGCCUCCACUCUUCUAUCAUAUUAAAACCAAUUUGUUUUCAAUCUUCCAUUACAAAACACAAAAAUAGGUGGUUGGAUUUAUUGGUUAAUAAAACCCAAAUGGCAUUCGGAUAGGUAUUAAGUGAAUGAUCUUUUAUGCCAGCAACUGCAAAGCUGUGUCCUUGCAAAUUCAAAGCAAUCCAGGUACCAGUUGGUUGCUCUCAGAUCUAUCUUGGCUAAUCGGCUGUCCAGGAACGUUUGGUUGCUGUGCAGAUUCUGCUGGCUUUUCCAUUCAUGUUUAUGGGUCAGCUAGAAAUUUGUAUUCAUCUGUUUGAAGUAUUACUUUUACGUUUAUAAUUCCCUUGGACCAAUAAUAUAGGUAUUUAUUGUCUUGGUAUCUGAGAAAAUUCACCUACAGUGCAACACAUUUUGCUGUCCCAUUGCAUGACAUUAUUAAACUGUUAUGAUGGAGAGAACUGCAGAUGUGAAUUUGCUGACAAAUUAUAUGCCUGUGCACAGUGUGAAGUGAUCAGCUGGUUACAAACUGAAAUCUGCUCCUGUAACCAGUGGAUUCCUGGUUCACUACCAUUUCUGUGCAGUGUAGAGGAGAAACAGCAUCAAGGAUUACUUAAUAGUACACAAGGUGCAAAAGUAGUUCAACAUGUCAGGCAGCAGCUCUGGAGAACAUGGAUCAAUGUUCUCCAGAGAUACUGCCUGAUCUGCUGAAUACCUCUUGCAAUUUGUGUCCUUUUAUGUAUUAACCCAUAUCUACGGUUCCUUGCAUAGGAAGGAACUGCAGAUGUUGGUUUACACCACAGAGGGACACAAAAUGUAACUCAGCGGGUCGGGCAGCAUCUCUAGAGAAAAGCAAUAGGUGACGUAUUGUGUUGGAAUCCUUCUUGAGACUGCCUUUUUUCCAGAGAUGUUGCCUGACCAGUUGAGUUACACCAUUUUGCCUCCACCUGCAGUUCUUUGUUUCUCCAAGGAUUAUUUAAUGCCCUUCUAAUCCAUUAUUAUUUGAUGUUACCUUAAAGAUCUAUAAACGAGGUGGCGAUUUAUGAUAGUCUGAUCCUAUUGUUAGUGGAAAAUUAUACAUAUUUUAUCUGUAGGUUUACCUAUACAGGUGGGGAGGAAGGAUGAGUUCACCAAUAUUUAAAAUAUGACAUAACUAUUUUCACAAAAUAUCCUUUCUGCUGGUAAUUAAUUUGGGAUGAGGCCAGAUAUGCAAAUUGAGACGUCCUUUGAUUCACUUACCGUCCACUAUCUACUUCAUCAUUCCACCUAGUAAACACUUAACUGUUCUUAAAAAUACUUCAUUGAUUAUAAAGGGAACAGGAUAUCUCAGAUGUAUAGUAAGGUGCUAUAACCACACAAAUUUAUUUGUUCUUAAUUCUGCAGUAAUUUCACUUGACAUCUUGUUGUAGGCUAUUUAAAAAAACAUAAUUCCCAUUUAUUUGAGUUGCCUCUUAUUUCUGUUGUGUUUCAGAAUCCAAAUACAAAGGAAUUGUUACAGAAGAUAGACACAAAAUUAAGGAGUAACUCAGCGGGUCAGGCAGCAUCUCUGGAGAAAGGAAUAGGAGACAUUUUAGUUUGGACAGCUUUCAGAAGGAUCGAAAACGUCACCUGAUCCUUUUUUCCAGAGAUGUUUCCUGACCCGCUGAGUUACUCCAGCGUUUUGUGUGCAUCAUCUGCAUAAACCAGCAUCUGCAGUUCCUUCCUACACACGGAAUUGUUUUAGUUUUUCUAUGAAGAGCUGAACACUAAUAAAUUUAUGUUGUGAUAUCAAUCACUGUUACCCAUGCAGAUUAAUUUGAUUUGGUCUAAGAAAAGUUUUUUUUUAAACAAAUCUCAAAUUAUUGUUGGAAAAUAAUUGAUAGUGGGGAAUAAAGGGCAUUUGUUGUGAUCUGUCAGGAAACUGAGCUUUAAAAUGAUGGCAUUGCAUCAUUCCAGAAAGAUGUGUGCUGAAGAUGCUGAUCACAUUCUGAAUUGUACAGACCUUGGUUACCUUGCAUCAAUGUUAGCUCUGUUUACAUUAACUGUGAUCCAUUUUGAUAAACCCAUUCAUGUCAUUUCUAGCCUGAAUACAUAGUUAAUAAAUAAUUAGAAAGAAUGGCUAAAUGAAGGAUCUAUUCACCAGUGUCUGACAAUCUAUCCACAUGAGCAUAGACUGUUAAGGGCAUAUUUUUGCUCAUAGGACCAUGGUAAACUGAGUCUGGCCUUUUCAACAAAAUGUGAAAUUUAAAGAUGUGUCCCACUGUAAUCUUGAAUAGGGGAGUAAGUAAAGCAUGUAUGAUACUUUGGCUAGGUUACAAGAUUAGAAAGCUUUGAAUCAGCAGCAUGGUGAUGACUAAUUAUUACUUCAACGUGUUGGUGAGCACCUAAUUUUUCCACUUAAAUUGUUUCUGGCCCAAGUGUUUUCAGUAACGCUAAUAUGUGUUCUGUUUUACUUUGCCACUCGUUGUUCUUUAUCUGUUAUCCUGGCUGUGUCCAGUCAGUGUGAAAGUGAUAAUUCUUUGCAGAAAAUGCCCAUGAAGCUGCUUCCAGUUAAUGUCACUUGGAUAUAAAUGUGCAGAGGUGGGUGGUUUUGUCUUGAGCUGAACCUAAUACAAUGCUGCAAUAUUGCUAGAAUGAAACUGGAGUGUGUCAAGCAUUUUCAGGAUCAUAAGCAAAUGCUGACUUGUAUAAAUCUGACAUUGGAGCAUAGCAUGAUUGAGGAAAAGUGAAGCCAUGCAUCAGGCUCACUCAUUUUUUGGGGUUCAAAGUACAAAUGAUUCCAGUAUGACCUUAAUAGAUGCCAUAAUCUAGAUUUGCACUCUUUAGCAAAGUGGAAAUGAAGAUGUGCUGUGGCUUUAAUUUGUCAGUAUUCGUAACUGAUCUAUUUCUCUACGCUUUUCGAAUCUACGAAUACUACUUUCAACAACCCUUUUAAGAAUAACCUGUUGCAUGCAGAUGGUUUACGUAUUUCAUUUUCAUUGGAAAGUUUUACAUUGUUGAGAGAGGAGCAAGAUGCAGUGGUUAAUCCAUUGAAAUGUAGGCACUUUUAAAGUGAGAGGAGUGCAGUCUAUAAGCGGGCAGACAGUUGUCCUUUUUGUUACAUGUUCUCCGUGGGCAGUUCGGGGGGGGGGGGGCUAUGCUAGGAAACCGUAGUGUCAUAUACAAAGUUAACAUGGGCAGAUAAUCUAUUACCAGGUUUGCGUUUGCAUCAUCAGUUCAAGAAGAGUUAAAUGAUAAAGCCCUUCAGUGUGUUUUCAUUUUUGUUCUGUGUGUUGGAUAGCAGUGCCCUGCUGGUUUAUGGAGUCUGGCUGCUUUUUAAGAGGAUAUAUAUCCAGAGGUCAUUCUCACCAAAUGUGAAUUAAAAAGGCAGUAGUGUAAAAACACCAAGUGAAGUAAAUACUGCCUUGCUGCCACCAUUCGAUUCCCCUGCACUAACAUAUCAAUUUGUGAAUAUGAAGUAAAAAGCAAGUUGCAGUAACUACAGAAGUUGAACUACUUCAGUGUUUGUUUUGGUAUCACUGACCUUUGGUUCUGGCGCCGUGACAACAAGGUAAAAAUAAAGGUACCAGAUUUGUUCGAGGCAUCACAACUUCUGUUUUGAUUCCAUGAGUUUUCCCAGCCUCUGCCCUUAGCAAAUCCUGCAUGUUUAGUCUGGCAUUUCUACCGAAUGCAGAAGAUGAUGAUAAAUCCAGUUUAAUAAGAUUUGCUCAGUAGUAGUUUUAUGUAGAAUUAUUUACACAACCAAAAUGGCCCACUUUUGUGACACAACCACAAAGGCCUCCACCAGUGGGUUAAUUAUAAGUUUCCCAGCUUCUUGCCUUUUAAAGAGUUUAUUUAAUGACAAAUUCACUGUGAUUUUUUUCUUCAUACCUCUUGUGAGUUUUUAUCUUGGUCACAUUUUUGUAGCAAUAUAUUUUGUGUACAUAUUGAUGGAGUUUGUUAUAGUAAAUUGCAUCUUUAUUGUCUUAUGCACUGUGAUCUGACAUGUAGAAAUAUUUUCCUGCCCUGUUGCAAUUAAAAGGAAAUGCAAAAUACAGAUAAUUCUAUGUUUGAGUAAACUUAGUGCGGCCUAUUCUGUGGUGCCAGUAAAAUUCCUGUUGGGUAAAGACCAUUGUGGUAACAAUACGCACAGACAUCUGGCACCUAUUUGUGGUUGGAUUACUGGAAAAUAAAAAUAAUAUUUUUUUUGUUCAUUUCAAAUGUGUAUACAAAUCCAAGUUCAAAUGUGAAAAAACUUUCUGAUUGCUGUGCUGUGAAGCAACACUUUAGAUUGUUUCCUCUUGUGAACAAUAUUCAUUUUGGGAGCAAAGGAUUCAUUACAGUGUGAUGAAUUGGCAGCUACAUGUUUCUUUUAGUUACCAACUAUGAAGUCGUAAUUGUCCCUGCAAAGAGCCAUGUUUGCUUAAGUGCAACAUGUGUACGCCAUUGCUUUCGAAAACACUUACUAUAGUUAUUUAAAUUAGAAUUCUGCAGUAAUACUGAACUUUAAAAAAAAUUCAAGUUGAAGAAACCGAUGGUGACAUUUAAGUCCAUAAACAAGCAAUACAUUUUCUUCUUCAUGACUUGCAAAUUGUGUGAUAACCAGGCAGUCACCACUGUACGAAAUUGUUGUUGGGCACUGAAAUGGAGGUUUGGGUGUUUUUAAAAUAGAUGAUUAAUGUAUGUUACUAUGCACGAAAAUAAAACAAAAGCAAUUAUUUUCUAACAUUUAAGUUGACUAUCCAAGAUGUUAGUUUUAUCAAAGAUAGACACAAAGCGCAUGAGUAACUCGCUGGUCAUGUAGCAUCCCUGGAGAAAAUGGACAGGUGACAUUUCAGGUCAAGACUGUUCUUCGGACCAUUUUGUCCAUUUUCACCAGAGAUGCUGUCUGACCCACUGAGUUACUCCAGCACUUUUGGUUUAUCUUUGGUAUGAACCAGCAUCUGCAGUUCCUUUUAUUACAUUAGAUGUUCGUGUUAUCCUUUGGUCAUUUCUUUAUGAAUUUGUGUUGGGAUAGACUUGUGCAAGUUAUUUAUAUUUAUUCUGCUAUAUUUUUGCAUACAAAGGAGUGAAGUCUCUAGAUCCCUUGAAUUUAUAUUAGAGGUGUUUGUAUAUUGUAAGCCGUCAGGUUAACAGUAAUUUUUUUUCUUCCUUCCAAAGACUUAGUUUUAUUCCAAGUUAAAUCCCAUGUUAGAAGAUCAGUAGCAUGUAAACAUACUAAAUUUGAAUUCAGCCUCAACUGCUGCAAUGAAGCAGUCUGAGCGUAGUUCUACACAAGUGCCCUUAAUUUAAUAACUUCAUUCAAGGAGCAAAGGGAUCACUCUUGUGGGAAGUGGAAAGUAUUGUGCACGCUUCUGAAAUGUGAUUAUUAAAUUAGCAUUAUUAUAUGUUCUUUAUGCAAACGCUACGCUCAUUCUCUUAUAGAAUCGUGCUGCCUUUCCCGAGGUUUGUUUAAAACAUGUUAAUAGCUGUCUGAACAAUUCUCUACGGCUUACAAAUUAAUGGUUUAGUAAAGAUCCAUGGAUACUAUGUGCAUGCCUUAGGAUUCACAUAUUCGAAAAAGAAUGCCGAGGAAAAUGGUGACUUUUCCAAAUGGAGAUAUCCGAAAAGAACAUCGUAAUUAUUGCAAUCUUUUUUUCUUCUUUUCUUAGUUUGGUAAUAAUUUUCAAAACCUUAGUUCUGUUCUUGCCAUUUUCAUUCAAUAGUAAGCAAUUGUUUUAACAUUUUUGUUCUUUCAUAUUCUGAGUUGCUGUUUCCUUAUGAGACUCAAAUAAAUACUGCUUGCCCAAUAGUGCUCAUAUCAAUAGAACACUUUUAUAACUGGAUUUAUUACACAUUGUUUGCCUUAUUCUCUUGCAGAAUAUAUUGGGAUGUAACUUAAAGAAGCAACAAGCCAGUAGCUGCCAAUUCAUUAAGUGGUCUUUAGUUAUGUUAUCUAGAAUACAGGUCCUGUGUGUUAAAGUUAUUGACAUAUUGCAUGUUAGUAUUGUUUCAUUGUUGGAACUGAGAAUGUAUCAUCAACAUUGUACCUAUAUUAUGUUUAUAGUUUAUUUUGUAAAAUAGUUUGUAAUCAAAGCUUACAUUGUGACUCCUAUGUUUACAAUAAAUUCAAUUAACUGUUCAA
Amblyraja radiata (thorny skate) is the source of this 8353-nucleotide messenger RNA. RefSeq names its product limb development membrane protein 1 (gene lmbr1). The record is from RefSeq and is a predicted model, not a curated record. Lineage: Eukaryota; Metazoa; Chordata; Chondrichthyes; Rajiformes; Rajidae. Gene Ontology annotation, cellular component: plasma membrane. The transcript is spliced from 17 exons. Gene Ontology annotation, molecular function: transmembrane signaling receptor activity. Gene Ontology annotation, biological process: signal transduction. The coding region runs from base 207 to 1682 and encodes 491 amino acids.